This is a messenger RNA of Ilyonectria robusta, 1130 nucleotides long. RefSeq names its product phytanoyl-CoA dioxygenase. Lineage: Eukaryota; Fungi; Ascomycota; Sordariomycetes; Hypocreales; Nectriaceae. The transcript is spliced from 2 exons. The record is from RefSeq and is a predicted model, not a curated record. Bases 185 to 1105 code for a protein of 306 amino acids.
CGGCCACGUGAGCCUCAUUUCUGCAUAGAUGCUGAAUUUACUGCCUCGUUAUUCUUGUCUCAGAUUCUAAGCAGUGGUAUUCCCGUUACAACUUGGGUUCUGCUAUAUUUCUCUGUCGAUUUUACGCCCCAAUUUCUUGUAAUCAUCUGCCACUCGGCAGUCCAACCCCGCAAUCUAACCAAAAAUGAAUGGGCAUCCACCGCCGAUUGACCCCUCCUACGAACCGUCAGUCUCUAUCGCCUCACUUUCAGCAAAUGCGCCAAUCGAAGAUAUCCUCACCAUCCUCGAAAGAGAUGGCGGUGUGAUUCUGACUGAUUUCGUGUCGCUGGAGGACCUGGAAGCUAUUGAUGUUGACGUCAAAGCGCAUCAGAAGGACGUUAAAUCGACUGAGAACAGUGCGUUGCACAUCAUCCCCAAGGAAACGCUCGCAGUUCCAGGAUUAGUGGGCAAAUCACCCACUGUGGCCAAGAUCUGCGAGUUCCCAGUACUGGAUAAUCUCCGAACAUCUAUUCUCAAGGAUAGUUUCAGCGUUAUCCGAGAGGACUUUGUCGAGGAUAACUCUAUUGACCCACUUUUGAGUAUCAGCAUCACCCUUCACAUCGGAUACGGCGCUCCGAGACAGAGGCUACACAGAGAUGACAACGUCCAUGGCAUCCGGCAUGGGGACAAGUUCGACCUCUCCAAAGCAAGUCAAUUCGCCUGCUUGAUUGCGGGGACCAAGACGACUCGCCAGAAUGGUGCGACCAUGUUCAUCCCGGGGUCUCACAAGUGGGACGACAACCGAACUCCACAGCUCAAUGAGAUAUGCUUUGCUGAAAUGGAGCAAGGGUCUGCCCUCAUAUUUCUAGCCUCUUGUUAUCACGGCGGUGGACAUAACUCUGUCCCAGGCGAGGUACGCAAGAUCCAUGGGCUGUUCUUUGUGAGGGGGACUAUGCGCACGGAGGAGAAUCAAUUCUUGGCGAUCCCACACAGCAAAGCACUCACAAUGAGCGACAAAAUGCUGUCCCUUCUUGGAUAUAAGAAACCUUCUACUGUGUUGGGUAUUGUGGAGAAUAAUGACCCGGCACUGAACUUGCCAGCCGUUCUGAAAAUGGCGAGUGCGUGAUGAAGUAAUGGCUCCGGAAUAGUGC